This is a messenger RNA of Porites evermanni, 992 nucleotides long. The record is from the annotation of a GenBank genome assembly. Lineage: Eukaryota; Metazoa; Cnidaria; Anthozoa; Scleractinia; Poritidae.
AUGUUAGCUAUAAAAUCAUUUUUCUCUCUUAUUUUACUCAUCGGAACAAGUAAUCUAACAUACGGAUCUCUCUUAAUGGACUAUCCCUUCGACGAUCUUGGGUGAGUAUUUUGGUUAUCAUGGGUGUCUCGCAUCACAGAAUUUGUCAGAAUACUGUAAAUUUCCGAUUAUAAACCGUGGGCUUAUGCAAUUUCGUAAGGGGGUUUAGAAGGGCUUAUAAACUUGCGAAGGGGGAGGGGGGCGCUCAAAACCUGACUAAAAGAGUGUUUCAAAACAAGCUACAUAGCACUGCUGAUUUUUGAAUUUGAUCGCUUUUUAAGCUUCAAAACCUUGUAAAAAGUCGAAUACGUACAUCUCAAUACAAGCUAGAGAGGGGCAUAUAUUCGGGAAGGGGAUGUCACGGGCGACUCGAAGAACGGUUGCGUCUCAGCAAUUCACAAGUGAACACAUAUAACUUCAUAAUAUCAUUUUUUUGGCCUGUUUCUUUCAGACUUUGGCACAGAAGGAGCGUAUUUGACCUUAUCGACUGGGACCCAUUCGAUGAUGACCAGUUUGAACUGGACUUCUUCCAUGAUUUGUCCUUUCCCAGAAUCCAAUGGGCACGAUCCAACCAACAUAUGAAAAAUCCGACCCCUCUGGUAAAAAGAAAUGACAAACGGAACUACCAGCUUGCCAUAGAUGUCAAAGGAUUCGAACCGAAAGACCUUUCGAUAAAAUUGAUUGAUCGCGACCUGUUGGUGGUUGGAGAACACACCUGCGAAAGGAAACAAACAAGAGCAUGCUUCCGGAGACGAUUUUGUUGGAGACGAACACUUCCCGAUGAUGUAGACACUAGCUCGCUGAAAGCCGCUUUGACCGAGUCAAACGUUCUUGAAAUUGAAGCCAAGAAGAGUAAAGAUCGGAGAGUAAAAUUCCCAUUACCGACCGGGGGAGGCCUGGAGACCAAGAGAAGCACAAUACAAACAAUCAUCUUGAGCAUGCGCAAACUAUAA